AUGCUGAUGCUGUUAACGCCGUUCAGAAAUUCACAUUCACUCGGACUGGGAUGUGAGAAGCUCGGUGAGAUGGAGACCUUCAUCCAUCUUAACCUCAAUCUGAUGAAUCUCGGGAUCCAGGCCAAGAUGUGAUCGUCACGACGCGUCACAGUUUGGAUCUGUCCAGCCUUUACAACACUUGUUUCUAUAGCAACAUAAAUAUCAUAGCAUCCUUAAAACAAUGCAGUCCUCCUCUCAGCCUCUAAAGCCACGGCGCUUUGACGCCAGCAGACGGACCGCUGCUUCAGCAGGACCAAAGGCUCACGGCGCUGCUUUUCAGAGGGAGGAUAAAAACAUGAACACAAUUACCACACCCUCCCCACGCCGUGCAACCAAAGGCCCCAGUGUACCCACCAGGACCAGGGUUGGAGUGCAGCCUCGAGCACCAAUAAGCCAAAACAGGUUUAGCGCACAAAAAGCAAGUUCCACCAUCUCCAAAACAGCCAAACCCAAACCUAAGGGUGCUCGUACAUCUGCGGUGACUAAGAUUGCACCGAAAGCCGCCCCUCCACCGCUCCCCUCCGUUCUCCCUCUUGACCCCAACUGCAACGAACCAAGCCUCCCGUGUCUGUGUUGCGAUGGACGCUCGCCGCAGGAUAACAACAGCAUGUUCAACCACAACCACAACAACAACAACACCAUUUCUAUCAGGCAGCAACUGCAGCUACCACCUCCUCCACCAGCAAUAUUGCCCCAGAGGCAUGAUGGGAAAGGAGCCAAGGAGCAGUCACAGCCUGCCUCAGAAGCACACGCCAAGAUGGAGCCCUCUGCCUGCCCUACCGGUCUGGAAAAUGAAGGGAAAAACACAGAUGAAUGCGCCAAUCUCAUCAACAAGAAGCACGUAAAAGUUGAGGAAGACGAUGACGAGGAAGAAAGCAGCGGGGAUAUUGAUAUUGACGAUGAUGACGAGGCCGACAAUGACGACGACGAUGAUGAUGAUGACACCCUGGUACCAUCAUGCUGUGACUGUCCUCCCUCCCUUUUGGAGUUCUCUCUAUCCUCCUCUACCUCGUCGUCCUCCACUUCAAUCAGCUCCUGCUCUGAUCUGGAGUCUGACUGUGCCGAUCAAUCCGCCUCCAUCUGCUCUUCUCACGACCAAGAUGAUCUACCCAUGGCUCUGUCCCCUAAGGCCCAAUCUCUUUCACAGGCACUUGAAUGCCGGCCCCCGUUGCGUUCACCCCCAUCCCUCCCUCUUAGCAAUCCUUUCUCCCGAACAUCACAUUCCCGAAAUUCUCCUUGCUCCCCAGAUGAGGGCUACCCCUCCGCCCUGGACUCCCCUUCUCCUGACUACCUCGGUGUCAAAGGUGACUCUGAGGUUGCAAAACUAGGCUUGCUUGACUUUCUCGAGUCAGUUGGUGAGUUUGGUAAAAUGGAGCGCUUCAGCCAGGUGAUCCAAGUGGCUCGCUGGGAUCUGGAGGGGGAGCAACACUGGGAUGUUCUGCGGGAUCGACUGGAUCACCUGGAUCGCUUGGAGAAGGUGAAUAGGGAAGUGAAACUGGCCUACAUUGCCAGGCUCCACGAGAAGGGAUUUGACCUGGGAGAUCUGGAGGAGCAGGAUCUAUCAGAUGUAAUGGAUGAGAUGGGAAACAUCGACAUUCCCUGGAAGUUGUAUAAAAGUCGAGGAGUGAUGGGAGAGUCUCAGGAAUUCUCAGAUGCAGGGGUUGACCUCACCGCUCCCUCAGAUUGCGAGGACCCUCUUGCUCCUGAUUCCCUCACCCCUUCCCCGGUUGAGCCGCCACCUAGACCCCCUAAACCCCCGGUUCGUCAUGCGAGUGUAAGCUCCGACCUCCACACCUACAUCAACAUCAGCAGGGAGACCACCUCCAUGGCUGUUUCUACAUCCCCUACUAUGACUACCUUCUCCCCCAACUCUUCCUCCCCAACAUUCACCACUUUUAGGUGUGAGAAACCCCUACCACCAUCUCCACCCUCCAUUCCUCCCCUCCCCACCUCUAAACCAGUCCCUUACCUUACCCUCUAUACCACUCCUUCUCCACCUCCAGCUAUUCCCACCCCAACCCCUCCUAUCCCCCCUCCUCGAAAGCGUCACCUUGCCAGAAAGGAGGCCCAGCGAAUCGCUGCUCUUCAAGCGAAACAGGAAAAGUCGCCCUUUUCCCUCCCUCCUCCGACCACACGACCCCCACCUCUGCCUCCUCCCCCUGUUAUCUCAGUGUCCUCCUCCUCUCCCCCUGCCAUACCACCUCCACCCGCCUUGCCUCCUCCCCCAUCCUUCCACACACUGGAUGUAGAAAUUCGGAAGCUGCUGAUGCUUGCCGGGUUGACUCAAGCUGAGCUCCUCAAACUCAGCCCCGAGCUCGGCGUUUGCGUUGGAGGCCUGGAGGAUGAGGGAGAAGGAAAUAAUCCUUUCUUGUCCAGGUCUGUUGAGCCACACGAGUUCAGACUAAAAGAGCAGGAGGAGGAGGAGAAGGAAUGUGACACAGAAACGUUAGCCAGAGAUACAUGGAGCAGCAGAGGCAAGUUGAGCGGCGAUGGCCGAGCAGAUGUAGCUGAAGAAGGCAGAAAGACAGAGGAAAACAAGGAUUUACAAAAAACCACCUCAUUCACUGAGAUGGCAAGGAGGAGAAAAAGGAACAACGGUGUGACCUCCGACCAUUACUACAGCACCAACCUCAGCAAUACACAUGAAACUAAAACAAACAAAAUGAACUAUGAAUCUUUCCAAUAUCAUACAGUGUUUCCAGAUUCACCGCCCCCUCCUCCUCCUCCUCGUCCCUUACCCCCCAUUCCCUCGUCUCAUCCACCUGUCAAAGUCAGCACUCUCUCAGCCAAUUCCACCCAACCUGAGAGAUUCGAUUGGCUCAUAGCAUUCACACCUGAAUGCGAAGGCUCCCUUAAGACUCGUACCCUGGAAAUGAGAAAAUCUCCUAUGGAAGCUCCCAAGAAGCUCACUUCAUCAGGGUCGUCUACAGGGGUACCUCCCAAGACCACAACUUUUAAAGAGCUGCGCUACCGUAACAAGAGCGCCUCCCCUCCAACAAAGGUGAUUACUGACCCAGAUCCGGAUCCAACAGUUAUUACACCAGAUGCAGAUAUACUCUACAACCUGAGGUGGAGAAGAGAGAAGGAAGGAAGCGAUGGGCAACAUUGGGAGUACACCUCUCAGGCUCAGGCCUUCUUCAUGCAGCCGCCGCCGGCCCUCACCUCCAUGGCCGCUCUGAAGGAGAUGCUCCAGCGAGCGGACAAGGAGGGGGGACAACUGGAGCUGUGCCCAUCUCAGAAGAUUGGCUGCUCCAUCAGUGACAGCAGCCUGUGGACCAUUGGCAGAGACUGGGAGUGUGAACAUGAUAAAAGUGAGGAAAAGGAAGGCAAAGAAGAGGAAGAGAAGAAGGUGGAGGUGAAGAUGGAGGUGAGAGGACGAGCCGACGGCGGAAGGACUUUCGAGUCAAGAACUUCAGUUUCCUCCCCCCCACUGUCCCUCACCCAGUCCUCCCAACCCUACUUCCUCCACGCAACCCUCCCUCCCUUUCGCCCCGGCUACUGUAACUCCCAGCCCUUUGCAGAUCCCCGACCCAACAGACAUGCAGGCAGGGAGUCCAGAGACAAACACAGCAACACACAUCGGGGCCCGGCUGACAGCUCAGCUUGUGUCCACGGGGAUGUUUCCAACUCUAAUCUAAGCUCUGGGUUUAGCUAUGAAUCCCUGGCUGAUUUUGGUGUAGACUCUCCCGGUGAUGAUGGGGAUUUCAUUAACACUUGCAAGGACUUUGAGUCCGACUCGAUCUGUAAUUUUGACUCUCUCUACUGCAGUGAAUCAGACAUACACACUAAGUCAAAAACAAACGUUUGUGGAGCCGGAGACACUCCGGGUUGCACCACCCCUUAUAAGAACAUUGAUGUCAUGAUGACCUAUUCUAACAGCAUCAGCACCAUGGACUCACAGUACUCAGAAAGACGCACACACCCGCUCGGGGACAAGGAAAGAACAUCUAAAGAGCUUCCUCCUCUUCCAACAUAUUACCUUUACCACCCUAAAAACUGCCCCCUGCACAGGGGUGCCCCGCCCCGCCUCUCUCCCAUCGGAGCCCUCUCCCCUCCUCUGCGCUCAGGAGUGCCCCCACCUGGUGCAGCAGGCUACAGCCUCAGCUCCCCGCUUUUCCCUCGCUCUCACACCUUGCCUGCCCUCGCUGCUCCCCUCUACUAUCCAAACCUCUAUCCCCCUAUCCCACCCAGGGCGCCCCCCUUACCCCCAAAACUCUACCAGGCUCCUCCGCAGUCAAGUGUGGCGACCGUUCGCAGUGUUUCAUUCGCUGGCACAGUACAGAGGACAGGGACUUCCUGGAUGGGCGAAGAUGUGGAUUAUCCAAUGAGAGGUCUGGGCCUGUCCUCUCUGUUCCUGCAGGAGAAAAAAGCUCUGGUCAGUGCGGUCAGCGUUGCUGUGGAAGCCAUCUUGGCCCAGUUCAGUUCUUCACGGACCGUUGUUCAGAAGUCUAUCUCAGUUAACAAGGCCUUAUCAGGAGACAGCACUAUAAAUCCAUCUCUGGGCCGUCUGGUGCUGCAGUGCCUCUGCCCUGCCCUGCACAGCCUGCUGACUGAUGGCUUGAAACCCCACCAGAGUGACCUGAUUGCGGGCAGGAGGCCAAACUCUGCCUGGGGUCUGGUCCAAGCCUCCACACAGCCAGGUCCAAAAACACAAGCCUUGUUCAACCUUCAAGUUCGAGUCAGAGAGCUGCCUCAGCUCCGGCAGAGCAAGCAAAGGUUCAACGCGUUCCUGCUCGGCCUUCUGAAUACGAAGCAUCUUGAUUUCUGGCUGUCUCACGUUCAGUCCUGCAGUGAUGUGCUGGAGACAUAUUACCGUCCCACCUCUCUCAUGCGACUGUCGCUGUCUGCAUGCCAGCCUCUGUUCGAGGAGCUGCUCCUCGUGCUGCAGCCUCUCAGCCUGCUGACGUUCAACCUCGACCUGCUCUUCCAGCACCACCAUCUAGAGCCAGACAGUCACAGGCCAGAGAUCCCCAGCCCACCUUCUCAGGAUGCUGGAUCAACAGAACAAUCCAGAACCACAGGCUGCAGAUAUAUUGAAACCCUGUCAGAGGUCAACUUUGAAAGCCCAGAGCUUCAGGCCGCCAAAGAAAAAACAUCAGCUCCGUUUAAUCCAAAGAAUGGAGGAUCAGGAGAGUCAGCACAGAUCAGCGCAGCAACCAUAAAGGUUCCUGUCUCUCUGGCACAGACCAGUCCUCAGCUGAUGUGGGUACAGGAGAAAGAGAUUGGAGCGUUACCUCCUCCUGAAGAUGAUGAGGACAGCCUUGCCCAGCAGGCUGGACAGGUGAUCCAGCAGGGAUGGGGGGCCGUGAUGCGUUUGGGUGGAAGACUGAGCAGGAACCUGUCAGAGCUGAGCCUGACAAAGGAUGAAGUUAAGACAGACUUGUCGGAUCUGCAGAUCCAGACAGAGAGCGACUUUGCUCCGGUCAGCUGUGGUACUCAGGUUCCCUGGGGGCUCGGGCGGCUGUUUGGAGCCUCUAAAAGCCCCAACAGCCCACCAGGAAACACACCACCUACCAGGCGACCCUCUCAGUGGCUUGCUCCUGGUGUCACUGCACUGACCCGAAUGGUGAGCAGCAACUCCACCCCACUCUUAAGAAGGGCAGCAGAGCAGCAGAUAGAGAGUGAACCAGAGCGGGAGAAAGACAUUGAUGCACUGGAGAUGAAGGACAAACCCAGACCACUCAGGUCAGUGCGAACGCUGUGUGACCACACUGGAACCGGAUCAGAGCUCAGCUUCUGCAAAGGGGAGGAACUUGUGGUGUUAGGAGGAGUCGAUCAAGACUGGAUCCGCUGUCGUCAGGGAGACAUGGAGGGGCUGGUGCCUAUUGGCUACACCUCCCUCAUCAUGUGACUUCAGCAACAAAACUGCUGCAAAUCAGACAAUAAAAAAAUAAAAUAAUUAUAGAUAUAUAGAUAUAUUUAAGGCAAGUAUUGAGAGGUUUUGGUGAGGCUCUACUACUCUGAAAAAGGGAUAUUUCACACUAUCUCUGUCUAAGUUUGACUUGAGUGCAAAGUACCAUCUGCUCUGCUUCUAUGUGCAUCAGGAGCUGUGUGCAGCUUUUCUCCCUGUAUGAACAUAUGGGAGUGUUUCCUAGCAUCAUCAUCCACCCAGUUUGGUAGCAUUAAACUAAUGUAUUUUAACAGCAGGAAUGCAGCAGAUGGUGUGAAAUAAUGACUCGAGUCAAACUUAGAUCAUUUCACACUGGGAGACCUUUGAUCUUGGCGUGAAGUAUCCCUUUUAAAAAUGUCCUUUCCCCCACCCACAAUUUCUGCUUCCCUUGUCAGCCACUGAUCUGAAAACGAUCACAGGGGAAAAACUCAAUCAGCCGCAAGUAGAUUCAAGUGCUGUCCGAUGAGCGGCUGCCUGUUGUGAGGAGACAAUGGCCUGAGAGUAGUCACUUAAUAUCUCGAUGCCAGCUGACAGGAGUCGCAGCUCGCAGGUUGUUGGGUGGAGAAGACAUGUCUGAGUUCUGGGCCUCAGCUCCUGUUGCAUACUGCGUAGUGAUGUAGUGAAUUGUAGCUGUGUAGAUCUGUGUCCUAUUGACUUUCACCCCUAUUGACCAUCUUUAUCGCCUGGUUCAUGUGUGUUUGACAUGUUUCUGCUAUUCUAUUUGACUGUAUAAAUAUACAUAAAAAAAAUCUAUAUAUAUAAUAUUUAAAUUUAGAAUAAUAUUACCAAGAUAGAUAGAAAGAUAGAUGAUAAAGAGAAAGCAGGUGGUGAAUCAAAAAGCAGCAGCCUGAGAGAGUGGAUGAUUAAAAAACAAAUCAGUUACUUCUUUAUCUUCACAUCUGUAACUUAACAUACGGUGGUUGUCAUACGCGCAAAAGAAAAAGGUAAACGUGUUUGUUUUAAGUAUGAAAUCCAGUAUCUUCCCUCUUGUGCGCUUUAUGUAUUGCCAUUGUCUUGACAUCAUAUUCAGAGUUAUUAGAAUUAGCCUCAUACCUUUAUGCAUUGUAAUGUGCCAUGGAUGAUUUCAAUGAAUGCCAGAAAACUUCUAUAUUUCCCACUCUGUCAUUAAAAAAAAAAAAAAGUUAACAUCAGAAAACAGCAAUCUGUAGCUAAUCUCUCAACCUGCCCAUAACCUUAAAGGGCCGGCGGCAUGUGUUAAGAGUGCAACUUCACAAAAACAAAAAUGCUCAGCUCCUUUUCCAACCAUCUUACCUUAAAUUGAAUGCAGUGACAAAACUCCAGAUGUUUGCAAUUCAUUCAUGCUUUUGUAAAGUCUAUAGGUUUGGUGGCUGGUCUUCACUUCGUACCUCAGCUUCUGUAUUUCCCGCCAUGUUUGCUCAUCAUGAUCAUUGAUAUUAAUGAUAGUGGUAGUACAAGUGGUCGUGGUGUAAGUGAUCUGUUGAUUCUGAUGUUGCCCAUAUGAAAUACAUUGCUUUGUUUCAUAUAUUCAUUUGUUAUUCUCUAUAGUAUAUAUUGAUGACUAUGCAUAUGGUUCAAUGUAAAACUAAAAGCCUUUUUUUUUUGUAUUUGUUUUGCAGUCAUAGCUUUGAUUUCAUGUUUUAAUGCAAGUUGACACCUGAAACUUAAAAAAAAAAAAAAAGUUCAAACAAAGGACCCUGACUUUAAGGCUGACACUAAAGGACCUCUGUUUAAUUCUGCAGGAAAGUUUCAAAAGUAUGAUCAAUGAGGGAAAGCUUAGUUCUUCAAAGUCUCCACAUGUUAGUGUGUUAAUGCCAUGUAGCAUGACAUUACUGUCAUUUAUGGCAAGUGUCUGGUAGCAUUAGGUUAAACCAGUGCUCAUAUCAUGUAAUAAUUAUGAUCACAAUAAAUUCCAUUAAAUGUUAUAAAUAUUAUCCAAAUAAAGAUACAAUAUCAGUUAACUAAGGCUGAAAAUUUUAGAUGAUGUUUCAGUCCAAAUGCAUUUAAUUUAUUGGAUGUAUUUAUUUAUCUCGAGGUCUCUGAAAGGAAUAGCUCUAUCUGACCCAUCUAAUGUCUCUCUAUCUAUCUGGGUUCAUUAUGUAUGUGUGUGUGUGUGUGUGAGCUUGCACAUGGCAGCAGCAUAAGUGGCAGUGAAAGCAGAGAUGAGGGUGAGCACAUCUGCGUGUCUGCACAUCCUGCACUUUCACCUGUGUGUGUGUCAGUGUAACAAUGAGUUCUGUACCUUCUUCCUCCUCUUUCUCUGAUGUCAUGUAGCCUGUAGACAUCCCUCUGUGUCCAACUAUUGCAUAGAGUUCAGUGCCCCUUUAGUGUCAGUCACUGUCCACCUCCUGCAUGUGCUUGUUUGUAAAUACACCAAAUAAAAUGAUGCAUAUAAACCAAA
Labrus mixtus (cuckoo wrasse) is the source of this 8309-nucleotide messenger RNA. RefSeq names its product RUN and SH3 domain containing 1 (gene rusc1). Gene Ontology annotation, cellular component: cytoplasmic vesicle. The coding region runs from base 221 to 5890 and encodes 1889 amino acids. Gene Ontology annotation, molecular function: protein binding. Lineage: Eukaryota; Metazoa; Chordata; Actinopteri; Labriformes; Labridae. The record is from RefSeq and is a predicted model, not a curated record. The transcript is spliced from 13 exons.